Phalacrocorax carbo (great cormorant) is the source of this 1894-nucleotide messenger RNA. The record is from RefSeq and is a predicted model, not a curated record. Lineage: Eukaryota; Metazoa; Chordata; Aves; Suliformes; Phalacrocoracidae.
ACCCACUGUAACGCUCCCCUUCCUGCCCCCCAGCUGCCUGGGCACCGCUUCCUCGCUUCCUGAGCUCAUCAAAUAUUGAGGGCAGGAGGGCUGACGGGAGCCAGCUCCGCGCCCGCCGCCUCGCAGCCCCCCGCCGUCACGUUGGCGGGGCGGCAGCGUGUGGGCGCGCGGGAGGAGCUCCCCGCCUCGCCCAGGGCGCCGGCUAAAUUUAGGCAGCUGGCGCGGCUGCCCACCAGAGCAGCAUGCAGGUCUCCUUUGUGUGCUCCGAGCACAGCAUCAAGAGCCGGAGCGCGGAGGACCGGCUGAACCGUCAGAAUGCCGGCAGCCCCAGCCUCGGCACCCGCGGCAAGUUCCGGGCGGUGGCCAUGGUGGCCCGCAGCCUGGGGCAGCUCUCGGUGCAGAACGCCCCCUCCUCCAGCGAGUCCAGCGUCAAGCAGCCGGGGAUGAAAUACCGGAACCUCGGGAAAUCUGGGCUGCGCGUGUCCUGCCUGGGCCUGGGGACAUGGGUGACUUUUGGCGGGCAAAUCACAGAUGAGAUGGCAGAGCAGCUGAUGACUUUAGCCUACGACAACGGCAUUAAUCUCUUCGACACGGCAGAAGUCUACGCCGCUGGCAAGGCCGAGGUCGUGCUGGGGAACAUCAUCAAGAAGAAGGGGUGGAGACGGUCCAGCCUGGUCAUCACCACCAAAAUCUUCUGGGGAGGAAAGGCCGAGACGGAGAGGGGCCUGUCCCGAAAGCACAUCAUAGAAGGUCUCAAGGCGUCGCUGGAGCGGCUGCAGCUGGAGUACGUGGAUGUGGUAUUCGCCAACCGUCCCGAUCCCAACACGCCGAUGGAAGGGGACCCAUUUAGUUCCUCCAAGUCCAGGACUUUCAUCGUAGAAGAGACGGUGCGAGCCAUGACCCACGUCAUCAACCAGGGGAUGGCCAUGUACUGGGGGACCUCACGCUGGAGCUCCAUGGAGAUCAUGGAGGCGUACUCGGUGGCCCGGCAGUUCAACCUGAUCCCGCCGAUCUGCGAGCAGGCUGAGUACCACAUGUUCCAGCGGGAGAAGGUGGAGGUGCAGCUCCCUGAGCUCUUCCACAAGAUAGGCGUCGGAGCCAUGACCUGGUCCCCGCUGGCCUGCGGCAUCGUCUCGGGGAAGUACGACGGGGGGAUCCCUCCCUACUCCCGCGCCUCACUGAAGGGAUACCAGUGGCUGAAGGACAAGAUCCUGAGCGAGGAGGGCCGGCGGCAGCAGGCGAAACUGAAGGAGCUGCAGGCCAUCGCCGAGCGCCUGGGCUGCACCCUGCCCCAGCUCGCCAUCGCCUGGUGCCUGCGCAACGAAGGCGUCAGCUCCGUCCUGCUGGGUGCCUCCAACGCCGACCAGCUGAUGGAGAACAUUGGAGCAAUACAGGUCCUUCCGAAGCUGUCGUCUUCCAUCGUCCACGAGAUCGAUAGCAUCCUGGGCAACAAACCCUACAGCAAGAAGGACUACAGAUCCUAAGCGCGCACCCAAGCGUGCCGCCCGCUGCACAGCCCUCGCCGCCCGUUCGCUUGCUUACGCUUUGUUGGAGCAAAGUGGAGAGUGUGGUUUGCACCGCGAGCCCAAGGCGCCGCGAGCGCCGAGAGCCAGUGCUCCACGCCCGCGCUGCCCCGGACCAUCGUACCGCCGCCACCCGGCGUGGCUCUGGAGCGCAGGGACGGCCGCCGGCGGGGAGCGCGCCAGGGCGAGCCCCGAGCCGCCCGGCCGCCCUGCCCACAGCCACCGUGGGCGCCGCCGGCACGGCGCGGGGGCCUGUUGCAUGCGUCGCGCCCGCCCGCCGCGCUGCUGGAGGUGGUGGGCGCGGGGGCGGGUGCGGGGGCGCGAGCGGGUGCUGUACGCCCACGAGGCCGACAACACGAAGCUGUUCCCCA